Megachile rotundata (alfalfa leafcutting bee) is the source of this 295-nucleotide messenger RNA. RefSeq lists its product as uncharacterized. Lineage: Eukaryota; Metazoa; Arthropoda; Insecta; Hymenoptera; Megachilidae. The record is from RefSeq and is a predicted model, not a curated record.
GGAGAAAGUAAGAAGUUUGAAGAAAACAGUUGAAUAAAUGGAUAUAGCCUCAACUGAGGAAGAAAGCAAAAAUAAAGAAAAGAAAAAAGUAGAGGAGAAGACUCAGGAAGAAGAAAGACAGGGAGAGCAGUCGCAAAACGAAGGACCAAAAAGGAAUAAUAGCAGCAGUAAUAGCAGCUGUAAUUCACAAAUGUCUGGAAAAAAAAUGCGAAAAAUUGUUAAACGCUUAUUGCAUUAUGCGGCACCCGGAGGAGCCGCCAGAGGCUUCCGCGGCAGAGGAAGAAGGGGCUACCGC